AUCGAAGAUAAGAUAAGAUAAGAUAGGCCGCUCUGUUGUGGUUUGUCGUCCGCGUCGGCGCUUCCACUUCGGGACGUAAUGCACGGGAGAAUUCAUCGGCCUCGUCGACAUAUCGCGCUCGUUCUAUUUCCAACGAUAUGCGCGAAACCUUCGGACGCGAGAAAAAGGAGAAAUUAAUUAGCGCUGUCGGUCGUCGACCUCAGGGGAAGGGGAGGAUCCACCGCGCGGACAGCCUGCGCGAGGCGCAGGAGCGCCAGGCGGCCAGGUCGGCGCCCGCCACGCCGGACGCCCUCGCAGCGCCCAGGAACCUGCAGGCCCAGCAGCAGCAGCACCGCUCGGCGCCCAGCACGCCGACCAGCGUCGCCAAGCCCACCGCUCCGCCGCCGCCGCCGCCGCCACCGCCGCCGCCCUCGGCAGGAGGAUGGCUAAGGACCAGUACGACCUUUCCGCCAGGCUUGCGCUCGCUUAUGCCCCUUGACCGGCUGCUCGUCUACCGCGAGCCCGACGGCCCCGAAGCGGCGCGCACCUGGGACACCGAGAAGCGCUACCGAGUGACGGACUUGUCGGGGCAGCAGCUGUACACGGCGGUGGAGGAGUCGUCGUGGUGCGGCCGCUGUUGCCUCGGCCAUUGCCGCGGCUGGACCUUCCACGUGCUCGACCUGCAGGGCCACGAGGUGCUGAGGAUCGAGCGACGACUGCGCUCCGCCAGCUGCUGCUUCCCCUGCUGCCUGCAGAAGGUGGCGGUCUACGCGGAAGGCGAGCUGCUGGGCUCGGCGACGCAGAACUGGAACGCACUGCGGCCUUCCUUCACCAUCCGCGACUUGCUCGACGAGCCCGUGCUCUUCAUGAAGGGCCCGCCCUGCCUCUGCCUCUGCCGAGGCGAAAUCGACUUCGUCGUGAAGUCGAUCGACAAGCUGCACAGCGUGGGCGUGAUCACGCGCAAGUGGACGGGCAUCGCCCGGGAGUUCUUCCGCGACGGCAACUGCUUCGCCGUCGGCUUCCCUGCCGAUCUGGACGCCAGGGUCAAGGCCACGCUGCUCGCCGCCUGCCUCCUCGUCGAUUUCAUAUACUUCGAAGAGGCGACAAACUUGAAUCGUAUCAACAAGUAAACUUUCACAGGCAAGUUAAGUGAGGCUUGAAAAUAUAUGUGCCAGGCUCUAUUUUCCGCAACUCGUCGCACCUUUUUAGAUUUUAAGUCGUACGCUGUUUUGUCGUGUAUCAUAUCUGGAAAAAAGGCCGCAUUUAUAAUCUUAUCUUCGAUGUAUAUCUCCCCCACUCGCCGUGUUACCUUUAGCGACAAUCGCAUGUCUCUGACAAUAAGACUGUCUUCCCGAUGUUCAUUAUUAUCACUCGUGCGUAUAUUUUUGUGAAUGUAUUUAAUGUUACUUCUAAUUGCGUUGUUACGAUAUAUAUAUUGUAUUUUAUUCACGUAUUUAAAAAAAAUGUUUUCAUGUGUUAAAUGUUUAUUAUGGUGAUGUAUUGAAUCACAUUGUUACGUAGAAUCUCGAGAUUAAAUUUUCUUAAUAAAAAAAUAAAACAUUUCUUAUUUGACGCAUGAAAGGUGUGAAAUGAGUAGACACACGAAAGCAAUCGUUAAGGUGUACGUCUUUUUAUUCGUGUUCUAAUUUCGUAUUUUCAAUACAUCUGGCGAUCUUUGGAUAGAAUAAACGAAUACUGCGAUUAGCAAAUGUGUCACGCUCACGCGCUUCAUUCUCGCACACACCUUUCGUUCGACUGCACUCGCUUUUUCAUCAUUAUCUCUUUUUUAGAUUUUUCGCUCAGUCGUUUUAAAAAAGAUCGAACGUGUAUAGCUUCAUUAAAGACAGUAAGCAGAAAUAUUAUUUCUCUUUUGAAAAGAAAAUACAUUGAACGAUCCGACCGCGCUACAUUGAUAAAUGAACGUUUUUUCCAUUGCAAACACUCACAUCCAUACCGGAUUUUUGUUCUUCGCGAUCGAGUGUGCUUACGUAUUUGUUUUUUUAUUAAUCUAAAAUAUCAUGUUUGUUAUUUUUUUUCUUCCACUUUUUCUUUAGUUACUUUGUUUUUUAGCGCUUCGCUCUAAAUGAAACGAUCACAAUUAAAAACGUUUGGAUAGCACGAGUGUGACUAUACGUGAACCAAAAUCUAUAAUUGAGCUUAACGAAAUAUAAUGCGUAAAUGAAUAGAUAUAUAAGCAGAACGAUAAAAGUGAAAAAUACAAAGGAAAAUUAUAUAUAAUACGGAAAAGCGAAGAGCAAGUUUACUCGAAUACUACGUGCUCUUUGUGUACAGCUAUAAGAUGUUUUGUCGUUACACUGAGUACUACACAAGCUAAAUAUUUAAAAAUUGAGUAAAACAAGCGAUGUCUGCACGACGAUAAUACAAAAUAAAGUGGAGCGAUAGGGGCAAAAACCGAGUAAAUACUGAAAAUCACAACAUACAAUCAUAUAGUACAAGCUGCUCGCGGUAUCCUGUUGUUUUUUUCUCCUUUGGUUAUUUUUUUUUUUGUUAUUUUUUUAGGUUUUUAAAUCUAUACCUCCCAAACCUCGAUUCCCCGGCCAUGCUUAUCUAGAUUUUUAACAAUGAAAUUAUAAGGAACUGAUCGAACUUCAAGUACCU
This is a messenger RNA of Phymastichus coffea, 2598 nucleotides long. Its product is annotated as phospholipid scramblase 2-like. The transcript has 7 exons. Gene Ontology annotation, cellular component: plasma membrane. Gene Ontology annotation, molecular function: phospholipid scramblase activity. Lineage: Eukaryota; Metazoa; Arthropoda; Insecta; Hymenoptera; Eulophidae. Gene Ontology annotation, biological process: plasma membrane phospholipid scrambling. The coding region runs from base 138 to 1109 and encodes 323 amino acids. The record is from RefSeq and is a predicted model, not a curated record.